Molecule: messenger RNA, 1018 nt
Organism: Phyllotreta striolata
Lineage: Eukaryota; Metazoa; Arthropoda; Insecta; Coleoptera; Chrysomelidae
Source: the annotation of a GenBank genome assembly
AAUGACAGUGACAGAUCUGUGAAAAAAGUUUGUGAUUUCUAACUUGUAUAUUUUUGCUGAUACAUUUUCAAUUUCGUUGGAAAUUUAAUUACACUAGAGAAAAAUGAGCUACGUUUUGUGUCCGGAAAUACCAGAGCCGGGAUUUUCAUUCGAAAACUGCAAAAGAAAUGCCUUACUGGAAAGCAAGGGAUUUACCACCCCUAAAGCUAUCAAGACAGGUACUACAAUCGUAGGGAUAGUUUACAAAGAUGGCGUGAUUCUUGGAGCUGAUACUAGAGCUACAGAAGAUACUACAGUAGCCGAUAAAAACUGCGAAAAAAUCCACUUUCUGGCACCAAAUAUGUAUUGUUGUGGUGCAGGAACUGCCGCAGACACCGAAAUGACCACUCAAAUGGUAGCAGCCCAACUGGAAUUGCAUAAACUCUACACGAACCGAGAAGCUCGUGUAGCGACAGCCAACCAGCUCCUGAAGCAAUAUUUAUUCAGCUACCAAGGCUACAUUGGAGCUGCGCUGAUUCUUGGAGGCGUUGACAUCGAAGGGCCCCAUUUGCACAUGAUUUAUCCUCACGGUUCCAGCGUGGAUUUGCCUUAUGCUACCAUGGGAUCCGGUUCUUUAGCCGCCAUAUCAGUGUUUGAGUUAGGUUGGAAACCGGAGAUGGGAGAAGAAGAGGGCAUCCAGCUGGUUAGAAACGCUAUAGCUGCUGGUAUAUUCAACGAUUUAGGAUCUGGUUCCAACGUAGAUGUGUGUAUCAUACGUAAAGGAGUGGUAGAUUAUAGGAGGACCUACGAUGAAGCCAAUAAAAAGGGCGUGAGACAAGGAUCUUACAAAUUCCCCAGGGGCGCUACGGCUGUUUUGUCUACUAAAGUUGUCGAUGUAGAAGAAGUUUCUGUUACACCCGUAGAAGCUGAAAGAAUGGACGUUGCCGCUUUUUAAGUUCAAUAUAAUUUUUGUCACAGGUUUUGUAAAAUUAAAUUAUACAUAAUAUGUAUUUGUACUUUCUUUCGUAUUUUUCGUGGA